Thecamonas trahens ATCC 50062 is the source of this 275-nucleotide messenger RNA. RefSeq lists its product as uncharacterized. The transcript has a single exon. The record is from RefSeq and is a predicted model, not a curated record. NCBI's taxonomy places the organism in Eukaryota, Apusomonadida, Apusomonadidae. Bases 49 to 258 code for a protein of 69 amino acids.
GAUCUUGACCGCCCUUCGCCUGCCACCCUCAACUGGUUCGCCGGGCAGAUGCGCCGGCUGACCGGUGACGACAGCACCGACAUUCUCAACACGCUGUGGUCAAUCGAGACGCCUGCCCAGAUGCGGGAGAUUCUUGUGGCCGCCGUCGGGCAAGACGGCGCCCCGCUCGCCAAGCAGCUCAUCAAGCGUCGGACCAAGGACCGCAAGUCGAUCGUCUCGCUCGGCUCGGCGACGUCGGCCCGCAAGCAGCGCCGGUAAAGGAUGUUUAACGCAUG